AUGCUCUGGUGGCGAAUGGCGAAUGUGGCGGGUGCAACGACAACGACAACGACACAUGCAGCGUCCAAACGUGUUAGCACUCCGGCAGCUGACGACAAGGCGCUUUGCCACGCGCUGUCGCAAAUCCAGGUAUGUAGCCACCGAGCCUCACUGGGCUCCAGCGACAAGGGCAUUGACGCGCCCUUUCUGGAGCGGCUCUCCCGCCUAGCAGCCAGCGGCAUCACCUGUUACGACGUCGACGUCGCCGCCACUGCCGACGGGCAGCUCGUAGUCGGCUACCCCAACCACAUCAUCACCGAGCUCCGGGCCGCAGGCCGAGGCGCUGCUGCUGCCGCCGCCGCGGCGGCGGCCGCGCAAGGCCAGCCAUUUCAGGUGGACUCCGUUUCCUGGAGCGAGUACGUGGCAGCGGGUCUGGAUCAGCGUCACCCGCUGCUGCAGGACGUGCUGAGGGUCUUUGCGGAGAUGGUGUCGGAAGACGCGAAGAAGAGGAAGAGGAAGCGGGAAGAGGAGGAACAGCAGGGGGCCGCGGCGAAGGAGGAGGGACCUGAGGGCGGAGCGGGCGCUGGAGUAGGAGGGCAGGGGGAUGGUGUGGGAGGAGGUGUUGCGGGAGAGACCGAGGCGGGAAAGCAGGGACAACAGCAGGAGGAGGGGAAGGAAGGCGGGAUGGAGGGCGCUUCGGGGCAGCAACAGCAGGAGCAACAGCUGCAGCAGGAGGGGAAGGAGGACAGGGCGCGUUCCAAGUCGGCGGAAGGGAAGCAGCAGCAGGAACAACAGCAGGAAUCAGGCCAGAGCCGGAGGCUGCUGGGACAUGUGGGUCUGUGGCUUCCGAGGCUGGAGCCCUUAUCGCUGUCCUCUUCCUCUUCAGUGGGACGGCAGGAGGGAUCAACAGCAGCAGCAGGAGGAGCAGCAACAGCAGCUGGCGAUCAAAGCUAUGUUGAGGUGGAGGCCGUGGGGAAGCACCUACAGCUGCUGGGCUCGGGGCUGCUGCGAGUACUGGGUCUUCCAGAUACCCGGCGCCUAGCCAACGGCACCCGGGUGGCAGUACAGCUGGAGCUGCAGGAUAACGAUGCCGAUGCGUACGACAUCUUUGGGCCGAGCAUCAAGCACCCGGAUGCCGCGCUGGCGGAGGUGGCGGCGGCAGCGACGAAGGCGACGGCUAGACGGCCCGUGGUGACGUGGGUGGUGGACUCGAAGGAGGACGCGACGCGGGCUGCGCACGCGGGUGUGGGCCGUAUCGUGUCAAACGACCCGCGGGUCAUGCAGAGCUGGCUGCGGUCCACAUCCCAUGCCUGUAGCGAAGGAGCGGGGAUUGUGGCCCUCCAAUCCAACCCUCCAACCAACUGGCUGCAGCAGCGGCAGGAUGAUGCCGCCCGGGGACGCAUGCCAUCAGGUGGUGUGUGGGACUUGGGCGAGAUUGACACCACGGGUGGCCAGGGGCCCGUGGUGUCGUGGAAGUGCAGGCGAUGUCAGAGCAGACAUAGCAUCGUUAGGUGCUGUGCGUGUGGGUCCUUUGCGAGGCCACAGCUGACAGAGGGUGGAGGGAAGUGCUACACGUGCGAGCAAUGUGACGACUAUGACUUUGGAUUCCAGUCAGCAGAGAUGGCACGUCUCUUAAGGGCAGAGCAGCUUGUCCAGGGUUGUGGUUCACAGUUUCGACAGAUGGCCAACUCGUUGCUGGAUAUUCAAGAGAGGCGCCUGUAUAGUUGCCUGGGAUUCGGGUCGUUCGUGCAGUAUGUGUCUGAAUCGGGUAGAAUUGAUAUUGCACCGAGAUAUGCACAGGCUUUGGUAGCGGCUGCUCGUUUUUUGCGGUUGCUUUCUGCCACAGACGUUGUGCCUAACAGUGGGCGCCAGCCGAGUCACGACUCCUGGGUGGGCGGCUCGUUGAGCAAUGUGCAUUGGAGGUCACAGGCAGGAGCCGUUUGCUGCGGGGUACUGGCAGUGACAACAGCAGCAGCGACAUGGAUGUCAGCGAUAGCGAGUCUGGUGAGGGAGUCCAUAUGGUUCGAAGUGGAGGGGGUGGGAAUGUGCGCCUGUUUCUCUCCAGUGAGAGUCCGGAGUGGUUCACCCCACUGAGUAUCAUAGAGCUGGUGCACGAGGUGUUCACUCCUGGCGGGAUCAACCUGGACUCAUGCUCGUCCGCGGCUGCUAACACACGUGUUGGGGCGACAGCGUAUUAUGAUAUGGAAUCCGAUGGUCUGUUGGAGUGCAACGCGUGGAUGGGCAAUGUGUUUGUCAACCCGCCUUUUGGGGUGCACGGUGGUGCAAGCUAUCAGAGCCUGUUUUUCCAGAGAUGCGCAACGGAGUACAUGGCUGGUCGCAUUCACCAAGCAGUACUGCUGCUGAAAGCCGCUGUGGGUUAUGCGUGGUUUGAUGCCAUACUGCAGUGGCCUGUCUGUUUUCUGCGCCAACGUUUGGCGUUUGUGCGUAGGCAAUCUGGGAGUCAACAGCAGGAGGGAGGACCCCUGACAUGGGGAGUGCGGGUAGCCAAUCCACAUGGAAGUGUCGUGGUUUACAUGGGCCCAGACGUGCAACGUUUUGUGUCAGUGUUUGGUUGCAUGGGCGGAAUACCCGGGGCGACUUCAUGGGCCACGCCCCGCCCAACGGAGAGCUCGAUGGAUUAAGGCAUAGAUUGCAUAUGGCGAACAUAUUCUUCUUGGCAGACAUCUGCAUUUUCAUUUGUUUUCAAUGUAGCUCGUGGUACUGAGUUUAGCGGUGUAUCAGAGAUUUGUCAUUGUUUCCACCCGAACCUAUUCAUGCAUAGGAGUGUUGUGGGAUAAACUGGACGAACGGCCGAUGAAGUGUGGUGGGAAAACCAGUGGGACCUCGGCGGCUGACUGACUGGGUAAUGCAGUCGUGGCCCUGAGUG
This is a messenger RNA of Volvox carteri f. nagariensis, 2866 nucleotides long. RefSeq lists its product as uncharacterized. The record is from RefSeq and is a predicted model, not a curated record. Bases 1 to 2073 code for a protein of 690 amino acids. Lineage: Eukaryota; Viridiplantae; Chlorophyta; Chlorophyceae; Chlamydomonadales; Volvocaceae. The transcript has 8 exons.